Saccharomyces cerevisiae S288C is the source of this 1026-nucleotide messenger RNA. RefSeq names its product Brr1p (gene BRR1). Lineage: Eukaryota; Fungi; Ascomycota; Saccharomycetes; Saccharomycetales; Saccharomycetaceae. The transcript has a single exon. The record is from RefSeq and is marked reviewed. Gene Ontology annotation, cellular component: small nuclear ribonucleoprotein complex; nucleus. The coding region runs from base 1 to 1026 and encodes 341 amino acids. Gene Ontology annotation, biological process: spliceosomal snRNP assembly.
AUGAAAAGAGGAGAAAGCCAGGCGCCUGAUGCCAUCUUUGGUCAAUCUCGUGCAUUUGCACUAUCUGAUUCUUCAGUGAAUCCUGAUGUCAUUGAAUAUCUUAAAAGUGUUAGGCAAGAAGCACUAAGAACCAACGCCAUAUCGAUUAAGAAUCAUAUGAAUCUGCAAAAGAGGACGCGUCACAAAUCAAGCAUGUACGAUGAUGAGGAUGAGGGGGCCCUUAAAAGGCACGCCAUCUCGCCAUCCUUGAUUAGGCUUCAAAGGAAUGUAGAAAUAUGGGUAAGGUGGUUUAACUCUGUGAAGGCGACGGUGUUGACUAAUGCCUACGAGUUUACCGGUUAUGAGGACGAAACACUGGAUCUUUUAUUGCUUUUCUUAAAGAAUUAUCUCGAAGAUAUGCCCAGCAAAUGUACUACAGUUGAAAAAAUUAUAAGUGUCCUAAAUCAGCAUUCCUUUCCUGAGAAGGCAGAAGAGAAGGAAGAAAAUCUUCAGAUUGAUGAGGAAUGGGCGAAGAAUAUUUUGGUACGGCUGGAAAAAACCAAGAUUGACAGUGUUGAGGAUGUAAAAAAAGUAAUCACUGAAGGAGAUAAACAUGAACUAGUUGGAUACAACCAGUGGUUCCAAUACCUUAUAAACAAUGAACCGCAGCAUACUACUUUUCAUGAAAAGAUUACCUCUAAGCAACUUUGGGUUCUGAUCAAGUAUAUGUCGAAUACAUGGAUAAAAGAAAUACACAAGAAAGGAAGGCAUUAUCGUCGGCUGCAAGAUUGGCUAUUCUACAUACUGGUACAUACACCCGAAAGAGUCACGGCAGAAUAUACAAGCAUCUUGAGAGAUCUUGGAAAGAAAUGCCUUGAACUGAUUCAAAAGAAGCCAGUUGAAGCACAUGAGAAUAAAAUAACACUCCCGAAGGAGAUGGCGGAAUUGAAUGUUGAGAUACCAGCCGCGGUGGAGAAUAUGACGAUAACUGAGCUGACAGUGUCUGUUAUAGCAGUGAACUAUGGUCAAAAAGACUUGAUAGAAUAA